AUGGCGACGAUAAAGUCGUUCCUGUUGGGGCUGCUGGUAGUCCACCAUGCCCGAUGGUCCUUGGCACAAACCCAGACUUCUGUCUCUAUCUCUGCCAAUGGACAGCGUCCCAUCGCCUACAACAUCGUCAGCGGGCCCGCCGACGCCACCGCUAUCGCCGGGUCGUACGACAGGUUCGGGCAGUACCAACAGACAGCCAGCUACGUCCGACCUGGGGUAGGGAAACGAGACGUCCCCAUUCCGGUCAUACCGUUUAGACCUAGGACCAACGCAUUCUCUUUCAGUACUUCUGAACCUGCACAAGGACCGUUUGGUGGUCAGGGAGAAGCCUUUGCCCCGCCACAAGGAGCAUUUGCUCCCGCCAGUAACGCGGCACCUUUUAAUUCGUAUGGUCUUCCUGAAAGCUCGUCUUCGGGUGAUGAUUUGUCGACUAUUUAUGUAGGCAAUGCUCCUGCUCCUCAGCCGGUGUAUGGACUUCCAGCUGCAGCACCACCUCCACCCCCACCACCACCCCCACCACCACCGCCACCACCACCUCCACCUCCUCGACCACCACCACCACCUCCGCCACAACCGGCUCCAGAGUAUGGUCCUCCUGCUCCCUACUCUCCUCCGGCCUUUGCCCCACCACCUCCACCUCCACCACCUCCACCCCCUCCACCACCACCCCCUCCACCUCCACCUCCUCCACCACCACCACCACCACAACCGGCUCCAGAGUAUGGUCCUCCUGCUCCCUACUCUCCUCCGGCCUUUGCCCCACCACCUCCACCACCUCCACCACCACCACCACCACCACCUCCUCCACCUCCUCCACCACCGCCACCACCACAACCGGCUCCAGAGUAUGGUCCUCCUGCUCCCUACUCUCCUCCGGCUUUUGCACCACCACCACCUCCACCUCCACCCCCACCUCCACCCCCACCUCCACCUCCUCCACCUCCUCCACCACCUCCGCCACCACCUCCGCCACCCCCACCUCCACCACAACCGGCUCCAGAGUAUGGUCCUCCUGCUCCUUACUCUUCUCCGGCUUUUGCCCCACCACCUCCUCCACCACCACCGCCUCCACCACCGCCUCCUCCUCCACCUCCACCUCCUCCUCCACCACCAAGACCCCACAGCCAGUACGGAGUCCCUGAUAGUUUUAGAGAAGAAUUUUCUCCACCAGCUGGAUCUAGUUUUGCAAACGCAAUCUUCGUCCCCGCACCCAGCCAAGAUGUACAGCCUGAGGGGGAGUUCGCGCCCCCGGCUUCAGGAUUUAUUCCCCCUGAAGGUGCCCUUCUAUCUCCUCCGGCAACUUUUGGAAACCAGAUAGUACCCAGCCCAAGAUAUCCUUUAAGAAGAUCGGGGUAG
Macrosteles quadrilineatus (aster leafhopper) is the source of this 1356-nucleotide messenger RNA. RefSeq lists its product as uncharacterized. The transcript has 2 exons. The record is from RefSeq and is a predicted model, not a curated record. Lineage: Eukaryota; Metazoa; Arthropoda; Insecta; Hemiptera; Cicadellidae. The coding region runs from base 1 to 1356 and encodes 451 amino acids.